Messenger RNA from Drosophila persimilis, 1322 nucleotides. RefSeq lists its product as uncharacterized. NCBI's taxonomy places the organism in Eukaryota, Metazoa, Arthropoda, Insecta, Diptera, Drosophilidae. The record is from RefSeq and is a predicted model, not a curated record. Bases 2 to 1252 code for a protein of 416 amino acids. The transcript has 4 exons.
AAUGCUAAUCCACCACUGGAUUUUGCUCGGCCUGAGCUGGACACUCUGCAAUGCUGAUUUUUAUUCAGAAACCGAAGUUGGAAAGUUCCUGAGGCACCUGGAAGUCAUACCAGAUGUCAUUGAAGCGGGGCCGCAGGAGUUUCUCAAUGUCACGUAUCUGGGAUUUAUUCAAGCCGAUCGCGGCGUGGAGCUACAGCCCAUGCAAGUGCGCGAUGAGCCCUAUGUGGCCUGGAACGCACCCAUGACAAACUAUUACACGCUGCUGAUGAUCGACCCGGAUGCACCAAGCCCCCAACAGCCCUCGGCCCGGGAGAAGUUGCACUGGAUGGUGCUCAACAUUCCCGGCAAUCAGCUGAUUAUGGGUGAUGUUCGCGCCGGCUAUGUGGGGCCCACGCCAGCCUCGGGGAGUGGACUCCAUCGCUAUGUCUUUCUGCUCUACAGGCAACAGGAUUACACUAAAUUCGAUUUUCCAAGACUGCCCAAACACAUUCUUACGGGACGCAGCAAAUUCAGAAGCAUGCAAUUUGCGAAACGCUAUAAGCUCGGUUAUCCGGUGGCUGGAAAUGUGUUCACUGCCACCUGGAGCACCGAUGUGCCAGCCCUGUACAACUCCAUCUCCCGAGGCGCAAAACAGAAAAUCACGCUAUUAGAAACGAAGCAGAAUAUAUCAAAACGUUCGAAAAUGUCGAGUUCCGAAGCUGCCGAAUGCUUUGCAAAGCAUGAAAUUGUUCCAGAUGUAGUCCCCGUGGGGCCAAAUAAACUACUCAAGGUCACCUAUGGAGGCGGUCUGGUCGUCGACAAGGGCGCCGAACUGACACCCACUCAGGUAAAGGCUCAGCCGAAUGUGGAAUGGGACGCAGAGCCGGAGGCGCUGUACACUCUCAUCCUAACCGAUCCGGAUGCUCCAAGCCGCAAGCAGCCCAAGUUUCGUGAGUGGCAUCAUUGGCUCGUGGUCAACAUACCCGGCACUCAGAUCGCAAAAGGUGACGUGCUGAGCGAAUAUGUAGGCGCUGGGCCGCCCGAGGGCACGGGACUUCACCGAUAUGUAUUCCUGCUCUUCAAGCAGAAGCAGAAGCUAUCCUGCAAAGAACCACGCAUACCCAAGACCAGCGGCGAUAAUCGAGCCAAGUUUAGCACCACCAAGUUCGUGGGCAAGUACGAUCUUGGCAAUCCCGUGGCCGGCAACUGCUUCCAGGCCAAGUACGAUGACUAUGUGCCCAAGCUGUACAAGCAACUCUCUGGCAAGAAGUAGCCAUUAAAUAUAUAGUCACCAAUUGUGUAUCUAAUAACUAUUAAAAUUCGCAUUGAAGCGCAACGAGUAA